This is a messenger RNA of Emericellopsis cladophorae, 435 nucleotides long. Its product is annotated as 40S ribosomal protein-like protein. Gene Ontology annotation, cellular component: cytosolic small ribosomal subunit; ribosome. The coding region runs from base 1 to 435 and encodes 144 amino acids. The record is from RefSeq and is a predicted model, not a curated record. Gene Ontology annotation, molecular function: RNA binding; structural constituent of ribosome. NCBI's taxonomy places the organism in Eukaryota, Fungi, Ascomycota, Sordariomycetes, Hypocreales, Bionectriaceae. Gene Ontology annotation, biological process: translation; maturation of SSU-rRNA from tricistronic rRNA transcript (SSU-rRNA, 5.8S rRNA, LSU-rRNA). The transcript has 3 exons.
AUGUCGUCGACUCCCCAGCGUGUUCAAUGCUUCGGCAAGAAGAAGACGGCCACUGCCGUCGCCCAGUGCAAGGCCGGCAAGGGCCUCGUCAAGGUCAACGGCCGCCCUCUGCAGCUCGUUCAGCCCGAGAUCCUGCGCUUCAAGGUCUACGAGCCUCUCCUCGUCGUUGGCCUCGAUAAGUUCGCCAACCUCGACAUCCGCGUGCGCGUCUCCGGUGGUGGUCAAACUUCGCAGAUCUACGCCAUCCGCCAGGCCAUUGCCAAGUCCCUCAUCGCCUACUACCAGAAGUUCGUCGACGAGCACUCCAAGAACAUGCUGAAGCAGGCUCUCGUCCAGUUCGACCGCACCCUCCUCGUCGCCGACAACCGUCGGUGCGAGCCCAAGAAGUUCGGCGGUCCCGGCGCCCGUGCGCGUUACCAGAAGUCGUACCGUUAA